Cryptomeria japonica (Japanese cedar) is the source of this 1191-nucleotide messenger RNA. RefSeq names its product U-box domain-containing protein 26. The coding region runs from base 1 to 1191 and encodes 396 amino acids. NCBI's taxonomy places the organism in Eukaryota, Viridiplantae, Streptophyta, Pinopsida, Cupressales, Cupressaceae. Gene Ontology annotation, molecular function: ubiquitin protein ligase activity. Gene Ontology annotation, biological process: protein ubiquitination. The transcript has a single exon. The record is from RefSeq and is a predicted model, not a curated record.
AUGUCAUCAGAGGAGGAUCAGCCAAAAUCUGUGAGCGCCCCGCCCUUGUUUCAAUGCCCAAUAUCCUUAGAACUCAUGACUGACCCCGUCACUGUGUGCACGGGACUCACUUAUGACAGAUCUUCAAUUCAGCAAUGGCUGUGUCCAGGAAAUGAUAUCUGUCCACUCACAGGCCAGACGCUCCAUUCGCGAGAGCUCAUCCCUAAUCACACCCUUGCCGCCCUUAUAUACAAAUGGCGCCUCACAAAUCCAUCAGAUCCUGCAGUGGAGGAGAACAAAAAGCUGCAGCAUAUGAUAGAGCAGAUCGACAAAGGAGGCGCCUGUAGAAUCGAGGCCUUAAGACACUUGAAGAUUUUAGCCAGGGACAAAAGCAUCAGAUCGCAUCUGCAAUCAGAGGGCAUUUUACCCUCUCUGAUUCGUGUGAUAGAACGCUUUGAUCCAAUCCAUCCCGCUGAAGAGGAAGUGGAAGCUGUGCAAGAAGCCAUCGCAGCAAUCGUAUUGCUUUCUGUAGACGAUGCGAUUUGCCCAAGAGAUCUGUUGAGGAGUCCAGCGAUUCGAACCGUCGAAUGGGUGUUGGCGAAGGGCGAUCUGGAGUCCAGAAUAAAUUCGGCAACCCUUGUGGAAAAGCUGGCCAAAUUGGACGACACAGCCGCUAUGGAAAUCGGGUCCAUGGACGGGAUAACAAAUGGGCUUUUAACGUUGCUCGAACAGAAUAACACGAAUCGUUCUGGUCUAAGGGCUUUGGUUCCUCUGUGUCGUGUGGUUGCGUAUCGGGUCAAGCUAGCGGAGGAAGCUGGAGUCAUUUCUCGUUUGAUUCGAUUUGUUAGCGUUUCAGAGAGAGCUGUGAUCGAAGCAUCCAUGGCUAUUCUGGAGGGCCUUUCAACUGUUGUUCAAGGCCGAUCUGGGAUAAUGGCGGAUUCUUUGGCAGUGCCCACGAUCGUUAGAAGUCUGCUGCAUGUGUCCCGUGUCGCUACUGCCCAUGGUGUUGGGAUAUUGUUGAAUGUUUGUAAGAACUGUAAUAGAGAAGAUGAGAUCAGAGAUCUUGUCAAGACGGGCGUUUUGCAGAAGUUGGUGGCGUUGCUUCACAUGGAUUGCGAGCCCAGAACCAAACGACGUGUUAAUUAUCUUAUCAAAUUUCUGUCCCCUCUGCAAGACUAUGAUUCCUGCGCCCAGUUCGUUAUUCACCUAUAA